CCAGCGUCCGGGAGCCCACCUCCUCCGGCCGCGGACGUGACAGGGACGGUCAAAGUUUGCUCUCCGUGGCAGCCGAGCCGUGACCGCCCCCGUCCCGCGGGAGGGAGCGAAGGGAGGCGGCGGCGCAGACGCGGGCGCAGCGGAGGCGCGAGCAGCCGGCGCGGGAGGGCGUGGAGCCGAGCGAGCCCGAGCAGGUUCCGCGCCCGCGGCCACAGCCCGCGCUGCCGGGGACUCGGGGUUCGCGCUCCAGGACCGAGACCAGCGCGUCCUCUCCCGCUCCCAGCCAGAUCCCCGGAGAAGGGCCCAGCGGAGCCGGUGCCACAGGCGACGCAGGCCACGCCGCGGUCAGAAGGGGCGGUAAGACUGUCGUUCUUCCGGGUGUCGCCGUUCUGCCGGAGCGAUGGAGACGCCCUGGGGUGCCGGAGGCUCCGUCCUGUCUCUGAUUUGGUUCCUGCUGGCGGUCGCCGCCCCCACGGAGAUCCCUCUCUCAGUCCAACAGGUUCCCACCAUCACAAAACAGUCGAGAGUCCUGGUCGCCUUCCCCUUCGAUGAGCAUUUUCAGAUCGAGUGCGAAGCCAAAGGAAACCCGGAGCCGCAAUUCACGUGGACGAAAGAUGACAAGCCCUUUGACCUCUCCGACCCACGGGUCAUCGUCUCCAACAACUCGGGGACCUUCAGGAUCCUGAACGAGGGGCACAUAUCACACUUCCAGGGCAGGUACCGCUGCUUCGCCUCCAACAGGCUGGGCGCCGCCAUGUCGGAGGAGAUGGAGUUCAUCGUUCCUGACGUCCCCAAAUUCCCGAAAGAGAAAAUCGAGCCCCUGGAGGUGGAGGAGGGGGACCCCGUGGUGCUGCCCUGCAGACCCCCAGCGGGGCUGCCCCCCCUGCACAUUUACUGGAUGAACAUCGAACUGGAGCACAUCGAGCAGGACGAGAGGGUGUACACGAGCCAGGAGGGGGACCUGUACUUCGCCAACGUGGAGGAGCAGGACAGCCGGAGCGACUACUGCUGCUUCGCCGCCUUCCCCAGACUGAGGACCAUCGUGCAGAAGAUGCCCAUGAAGCUGACGGUCCGCAGUUUAAAGCAUAACGUCCCGGGUCCAUCCACAGAAACUGGUUCCAAGGCGAACUCCAUCAAGCAGAGAAGGCCCAGGCUGCUGCUGCCGGCCGCCGAGAAGGGCCCCGAGCACCCCGUCACCGUCCUCCGGGGGGACACGCUGCUGUUGGAGUGCUUCGCCGAAGGCCUACCGACUCCACAGAUCGAGUGGAAGAAAGUGGGAGGUGAUCUACCAAAAGGAAGGGAAACCAAAGAAAAUUACGGCAAGACCUUGAGGAUAGAGAAGGUCUCCGACGAGGACCGAGGACGUUACCACUGCACGGCCACCAACUUCCUGGGGUCGGACACGCACGACUUCCACGUCACGGUCGAAGAGCCCCCACGCUGGGUGAAGAAGCCGCAGAGCGGCGUGUACAGCACGGGGACCAGUGUCAUCCUGUUGUGCGAGGCGGAAGGAGAGCCCAAGCCCACCAUCCGUUGGAGAGUCAACGGCUUGCCCAUCGAAGAAAACCCGUUUGCGGGCGACGUCAUUUUCCCCGGGGAGGUGAGCUUCACCAACCUGCAGCCCAACCACUCGGCCGUGUACCAGUGCGAGGCCUCCAACGCGCACGGCACCGUCCUGGCCACCGCCAACGUCGACGUCAUCGAUAUCCCUCCGCUGAUACAAACGGACGACGGAGAGGACUACGCCGCCGUGGUCGGGUCCAGCGUGUCCCUGCACUGCGACUUCUUCGCUUCGCCGCAGGCGGUGGUGUCCUGGCUGAGGGUGGAGGAGCCCAGGCCCGUCGAAGGCCCGCGGUACCACGUCCAUGACAACGGCACCUUGCAGAUCAGCAGGGCCACCGAAGAGGACGCCGGCUCCUACACCUGCUGGGUGGAAAACGCCAAGGGCAAGACCGCGGUCACGGCCAGUCUGGACAUCCGAAAGGCCACGACCGUCCGGGUCUCUCCCGAGAACCCGCGCGUCCCCCGAUCACACACGCUCGAGCUGCACUGUGAGAGCCACUGCGACCCACACCUGGCGCCGAGUCUGACGCUGGCCUGGAGCAAAGAUGGGGACGCCCUGCCGGCCAAUGGCACCGAGGACGGCAGGGUGGUCCUGGACGGGGCUCGCCUGACCCUCUCCAACGUCACGCCGGAGGACCAGGGCGUGUACUCCUGCGCAGCCCGCACGGCUCUCGACAGCGUGGCCGACAGAACUCACGUGACGGUCCUGGAUGUCCCUGACCCACCAGAAAACCUGCGCUUGUCGGAGCGGCAGAACCGGAGCGUGCGGCUGGCCUGGGACUCGGGGGACAGCCACAACAGCAACGUCACUGAGUACAUCGUGGAGUUCGAAGGAGACAAGGAGGCACCCGGCAGGUGGGCGGCGCUGACCACGGUCGGCGGGGAGGGGACCUCGGUCCUGCUCCCGCUGGCUCCGUACGUGAGGUACCGAUUCAGGGUCAUCGCCGUGAACGAAGUGGGCAGGAGCCGCCCCAGCAGGCCUUCCGACCACCACGAGACGCCGCCGGCAGCUCCAGACAAGAAUCCGCGGAACAUAAGGGUCCAGGCCUCUCAGCCCAAGGAAAUGAUCAUAAAGUGGGAGCCCCUGAAGCCUGUGGAGCAGAACGGCCCGGGUCUGGAGUACCGUGUGGCCUGGCGGCCGCAGGGCACAUCCGCCGAGUGGGAGGAGGAGACGGUGCGGGAGCACAGCCUGCGAGUGAUGACGCCGGCGGUGUACGCCCCCUACGACGUGCGGGUGCAAGCCGUCAACCGCCUGGGCGCCGGCCCCGAGCCGCGGCCCGUGACCCUGUAUUCGGGCGAGGACUACCCCGACGCAGCCCCGGUGGUGCAGGGGGUAGACGUCCUGAACAGCACGCUGGUCAGAGUCACGUGGUCCUCCGUGCCCAAGGACAGAGUCCACGGACAGCUGAGAGGAUACCAGGUCACCUGGUGGCAGACCCGGAGCCUGCUGGACGGCCGGCCACUCCCCAAGGAGGCGCGCUCGCUGCGGUUCCCGGGACAGAGGGGCUCCGGCAUGCUGCCCGCGCUCCAGGCCUUCAGCGAGUUCCGCCUCACCGUCCUGGCCUACAACUCCAAGGGCGCCGGGCCCGAGAGCGAGCCGUACACCUUCCAGACGCCGGAGGGAGUUCCCGAGCAGCCUGCGUUCCUGAAGGUCCUCAAGGUCGACCGAGACUCGGCCACAGUGGCCUGGGGGCUGCCCGAGAACCUGAAUGGCAACCUGGUCGGCUUUCUGCUGCAGUACCAGACCAUAAACGACACGGAGGAGAUCGGGGAGCUGCACACCGUCAACCUCACCGCUCCGGCCACGCCCAGCUGGCGCCUGUCGGGCCUGCUCGCCAGCACCAAGUACAAGCUGUACCUGCAGGCGUGCACGGCCCGGGGCUGCGGCAAGGCCGUCACGGAGGAGACCGCCACGCUGGGGGAUGGCGGCAAAGGGACCGGGAAGAUCUCAGAAGGAGUCAAUGUCACUCAGAAGGGUCACCUGCUAGAGGCCCUCCCUGCGCCCGGAGCCGAGCCCGUGGUGCGCCUCCUGACUAAGACCUGGGUGGAUAACAAUAGCAUUUUUGAAGAUGUGGUUGAGGCGAGAGGGAGAGGUGAGGAGUGGGGUCUCGUGGGGCAGCCUCAGCCGGUCCCCGUGUCCCCAGCGGGUGACUCCCGAGGGCUCAGGGUGUGGCUUCUCUGUGCGGCAGAGUACGCUGGCUCCUACGAGGACCUCGCCACGCAGGGCUGGUUCAUCGGGCUGCUGUGCGCCGUCGCCGCCCUCACGCUCAUCCUGCUGACCGUGUGCUUCGUGAAGAGGAACCGCGGCGGGAAGUACUCAGUGAAAGAGAAGGAGGACCUGCACCCCGACCCAGAAGUGCAGUCGGGGAAGGACGAGACCUUCGGUGACUACAGCGACAGCGACGAGAAGCCGCUCCGGGGGAGUCCCCGGUCCCUGCACCGGGACACGCAGGCCACAGAGAGCGCGGACAGCCUGGUGCAGUACGGGGACGGCGACCACGGCCUGUUCAGCGAGGACGGGUCCUUCAUCGGCGCCUACGCGGGCUCCAAGGAGAAGGGCUCCGCGGAGAGCAACGGCAGCUCCACGGCCACCUUCCCGCUGCGGGCGUGACGCGCCCCGUGGGGGCGCCCGUCCCGCUGGC
Messenger RNA from Artibeus jamaicensis (Jamaican fruit-eating bat), 4205 nucleotides. It is a transcript of the gene CHL1, whose product is annotated as cell adhesion molecule L1 like. The record is from RefSeq and is a predicted model, not a curated record. Lineage: Eukaryota; Metazoa; Chordata; Mammalia; Chiroptera; Phyllostomidae. The coding region runs from base 401 to 4174 and encodes 1257 amino acids. Gene Ontology annotation, molecular function: protein binding. Gene Ontology annotation, biological process: axon guidance; cell-cell adhesion. The transcript has 27 exons. Gene Ontology annotation, cellular component: plasma membrane; axon.